AUGGCAGUAGGGGAAGAUGGGGCCUCAGGCAGGAUGUUUGGUAAAGGACACCAAGCAGCUGAUUGGGUUAAGUCCCCAGCUCCUCCCACCUACCCCUCCAGUCAACCAGAAACAACAAAAGGGUCCAGGUUGAGCCCUCUGGAUGGAGCAGGCUUCCUGUCCCUCAGCACCAUGUCCUGGAUGACGCCUGUGAUGUGGUCCAUGUCCAGGAAACAGCUGGACUUGAGUUCCCUCAGUCUGUCUCCACUGGAUGGAGCCGACGUCAACGGAGACAGGCUGCAGACUCUGUGGGAUCAGGAGGUGUGUGCCGUCGGUCUGCAGAAAGCGUCUCUGAAUCGAGUGCUGCUUCGUUUUCAAAGAGACAGACUGCUGCUGGUCCUCUGCAUCAACGUCCUCUUCAUGUUGUCUCUGUUCGUCGGAUCAGGUGUCCUUGUCCAUGAGAUCCUCGGCCACAUCAUCCACAUAGAGUCAUCAUCUACAGUUUGGGGGGGCGUGGCUCUGUGUUUUGGCCUGGUGUCCGUGGAGCUCUUCAGGGUCUGCUGCCUCACCCUGAGCUGGGCCCUCAACCUGAGAACAGGAGUCAGACUGAAAACAGGUUUCUGCAUGCUGGGGUUCAACAAGAUCAUCUCUCUGAGGAUGCACAGCAGAGUCUCUGUGGGACAGAUGGUGAAUGUUUUAACCAGUGACAGUAACAAGCUGUUCGGAGCUGUCCUGUUGGGUGCUCUAGUGCUUCCCUUCCCUCUCCUGCUCAUCAUUUGCUCCGUGUACACCUGCUACAUCCUCAACUACACCGCUCUCAUCGGCUUCUUCAUUUUCAUCAUCUUCAUCGUUCUGCAGUUUGUGUUAGCGAGGCUCAUCAGUCACUUCCAGCAGAGAGCAGCGAUCAUCACCUCCAGUCGAGUUUGCACCGUGAACGAGCUCCUCGUCUACAUCAGACUCAUCAAGAUGUACGUGUGGGAGCAAGCCUUCAGUAGCAAGAUAACAGACAUCAGGACCUCAGAGAAGAGGAUGUUGGAGAAAGCUGCUCUUAUCCAGAACCUCAGUGUGACCAUCAGUCCCCUCGCUCCUGUCAUCGCCACUAUGUGCACCUUCAUCGUUCACACCUCCCUUGGUUUACCCAUCAACACCUGCACGGCUUAUCCCGUCAUCACAAUCUUCAACUGCAUGAGGUUUAUUCUGUCUAUGGCGCCCACUGCCGUCAAGCUCCUGGCUGAAGCUGCUGUGUCUGUGAAACGCCUCGAGAAGUUAUUGCUCGUAGAGAAUCCAAAGCCAUACAUCCUCCAAAAGACAGACAACACAUCUGCAGCCGUCAUCUUAGAGAACGCCACACUGUCCUGGAUCAAACCAACCCACCCUGCUGAGACAGAGGACAGGGAUGACCUGGUGUCCAAAACUAGACACAGUGAAGUGCUGCCCUCCCUGAGGAACGUCUCCUUCAGGUUGCAGAAGGGCCGACUGCUGGGUGUGUGUGGGAAUGUCGGCAGUGGGAAGACAUCCUUGAUCUGCAGUCUGUUAGAGCAGAUGCACCUGCAGCAGGGAUCAGUCUCUGUGGACGGAUCAAUAGCCUACGUCUCUCAGCAGGCCUGGAUCUUCUACGGGACAGUCCAGGACAACAUCUUGAUGGGGGAACCUUUGGACCAGUCCAGGUACGAUAAAGUCAUCAGCAGCUGCAGUCUGGAGGCCGAGGAUGAUCAGACUCUGUUGGGAGAGCAGGGUGUGAGCCUGUCAGAGGGACAGAAGCAGAGGAUCAGUCUGGCCCGAGCCAUUUACUCCGACAGAGACCUGUACCUGCUGGACGACCCGCUGUCAGCUGUGGAUGCUCACGUAAGAAAACACAUCUUUGAGGAGUGCAUCAAGAAGCAGCUGCAGGGGAAGUCCAUCGUACUGGUCACUCACCAGCUGCAGUACAUGGAGUUCUGUGAUGAAGUUCUGGUCCUGAAGGAUGGGACGGUACUGGAAAAAGGAAGUCACCUGGAUCUGAUGAAGGCAGGGAGACACUACUCUGAGCUCAUCAACAAACACCUGACAGAGCAGCCUCAGAGAGAAGAGAGAGAGAAGAAGGCAGAGCUGAACAAACACAUGAACGGAGAGAUAAUCAAUCCAGCUUUUGAUUUAUCAGGCAAGAACACAGACACUCCUUCUUCUGACUGCAAAUACACCUGUUCUGCCGAUCAGCUGAUCCAUCAGGAGAGCAGCAGGAGCAGUUUGGUCACCUGGAGAACAUUUCAUCAGUACUGCCGUGCAGCUGGAGGAUACUGUGUGGGCUCCUUCAUCCUCCUCAUCUUCAUCCUGAUGACCACGAAUAUAGCCACAAGCUUCUGGUGGCUCAGCUACUGGCUGCGGCAUGGACAUGGGACCGUGAACGUGACGACAGCGGAUGAAGGAGACCUCUCUCUGAACCCCGACCUGCCUUUCUAUCAGGUGGGGUGUGGUGUGAUGAUCGUCAGCCUGCUGACCGUCUGCAUGAUCAAAUGUUUCUGCUACAUCAAGGUCACGUUUCAUGCCUCCACCACGCUGCACAACGGCCUGCUGGAGAAGGUCCUAGUGAGUCCGAUGAGUUUCCUUGAGACAACACCGACUGGCAGCCUCCUCGGCUGUUUCUCCAGAUGUCAGGAUGAGAUCGACUCUGUAUUGCCUCAUCAUCUUAACGUCCUGCUCACCUUGUGGUUGAUGGCUGUCUGCGUCUGCAUCAUCAACUCCAUCAUCUUCCCCAUCAUGGUGCUGCCGGUGUUCAUCCUGGUGACCGUCUUUACUUUCCUUCUCUGGAUGUUCAGGGGGAACAUCGUACAGUUACAGAGGAUGGAGAGUAUCAGUCGUGCUUCCUGCAUCUCUCUGUCCGCCUCCAUCGCUCAGGGCCUCAGCACCAUCCAGACCUACAACAAGAUGCACAACUUCACAAAACUGUUUAAGAGUCUGUCAGACGCCAAUGCCAACCACCUCUUACUGUUCCACUACGGGAUACGUUGGCUCUGCUUCCUGGCCGACUCUCUGUGUGCUGUCAUGACGCUGCCGGUCGCUCUGCUGGUUGUCUUCGUCUCUAAUGACGUCAGCAGCCCCCCCGUUAAAGCCCUCGCUCUGUGCUUCAUCAUAAUGCUGACAACUAACUCUCAGGCUAUGAUCCAGUCCCUGCUGGAGGUGGAGGUCAGAUUCAUAUCUGUGCAGCGGCUGCUUCAGUACAUCAAGGGCUCUGGGCCUGAGGCUUCCAGGCAGCUUCAGGUGCAUCAGGUGUCGGAGGACUGGCCUCAGCACGGAGCCAUCACCUUCCUGGAUUAUAAAAUGAGGUACAGGCAGGGCUCACCUGUCAUCCUCAACGGGCUGCAGCUCCACAUCAGAGCCGGGGAGAAGCUCGGCAUCGUGGGAAGGGCUGGAUCAGGGAAGUCCUCUCUGGCUGCGGCUCUGUUCCGGCUCGUCGAACCGUCUGAAGGAAGCAUCCUGAUAGACGGCGUGGACAUCACGUCUGUUCGACUCUCCAACCUGCGUGCAAAACUGUCCAUCAUCCCCCAGGACCCUGUGUUGUUCACAGGGACUGUCAGGUACAACCUGGACCCUUUAAACAGCUACAGUGAUGAGGAGAUCUGGGCAGCUCUGGAGAAGACCUACAUGAAAGACACAAUCAGCAGUCUGGAGAAAAACCUGCAGGCUGAGCUGACGGACAACGGAGGAAAACUGUCUGUAGGACAGAGACAGCUGAUGUGUCUGAGCAGAGCGCUGCUACAAGACUCCAAGAUUGUCUUAUUGGACGAGGCGACGGCGUCUGUUGAUGCAGAGACAGACGCUCUGAUCCAGAUCACCAUCAGUGAGGCGUUCAGGUGCUGCACUGUUCUCACCAUCACACACCGAAUCAACACGGUCCUGCAGGCGGACCGCGUCCUGGUCCUGGACCAGGGAGAGGUGGUGGAGUUUGAUCGUCCGGAUGUGUUGAGACAGAAACCAGACUCUCUUUUCUCACAGCUACUGGCUGCUGCUAACAGUGGGCUGUCUUGAAGUUUGUAACUGCAUCAAGUCCUCCAACUCACCAAAACUGUGAUGAUUUGAAGUCCUUCAACAGACACUGUCACAUCCUUGAAAAACAGUGAUCAUGGGAUGUCCUAAAGACCAUUAACUGGCUACUGUGACUUCUUGGAGUCUUCAAACACACACACAAGCACGGCCAUGCUCACAUUGACACAAAGACACUGUGAUGUCCCACAGAUCUCAAACAGGACUCUGUGCUGUUGUGGAGUCUAAAAACACAGACACCCUGACAUCCUGUGGUCCAGACCGAACAGGGAUAGGCAGAAGGAUGUAGAGUGGAAGGUAAGCACACAGACUAAUGGGUGAUGAAGCAUCCGUUGUUCUUUUCAGUCACACUUU
This is a messenger RNA of Notolabrus celidotus (New Zealand spotty), 4353 nucleotides long. Its product is annotated as multidrug resistance-associated protein 9-like. Gene Ontology annotation, cellular component: membrane. The transcript has 30 exons. The record is from RefSeq and is a predicted model, not a curated record. Gene Ontology annotation, molecular function: ABC-type transporter activity; ATP hydrolysis activity; ATP binding. NCBI's taxonomy places the organism in Eukaryota, Metazoa, Chordata, Actinopteri, Labriformes, Labridae. Gene Ontology annotation, biological process: transmembrane transport. Bases 1 to 3984 code for a protein of 1327 amino acids.